Frankliniella occidentalis (western flower thrips) is the source of this 2379-nucleotide messenger RNA. RefSeq names its product ubiquitin thioesterase otubain-like. The coding region runs from base 180 to 986 and encodes 268 amino acids. Gene Ontology annotation, cellular component: nucleus. NCBI's taxonomy places the organism in Eukaryota, Metazoa, Arthropoda, Insecta, Thysanoptera, Thripidae. The record is from RefSeq and is a predicted model, not a curated record. The transcript is spliced from 7 exons. Gene Ontology annotation, biological process: protein K48-linked deubiquitination. Gene Ontology annotation, molecular function: cysteine-type deubiquitinase activity; ubiquitin binding.
CUUUUAUCAGGUGGCUUACGUUGUUGUUGUUGGUUGUUGUUGAGUUUUUGACGUCUCUCGGAUUCCAACAGAGGCGAGCGGAGCAAAAAUACAUUUUUUGGACCACUUCUCUGUUUUGGCUUCUAAUUUUUGGACAAAGCACAUUUUCUAGUACCAAUUCUCCUCUUGGAUCAACAAUCAUGGGGGACGCAACUCGAGAAGCUGAGCCUCGGGUUGAUGGAAAGGAUGCCCAAGUGAAUCAGGAUGUACUCAUUAUGGAGCAACAGCGGCAAAUUGAAGAGGAGAUCUCAGACGCUAUUCCGCUUGUAGGUGCCAAAGAAGAUUUACUAGGCACACUUGAAAAGGAGUAUAUAUCAGAUCCAAUUUACUCAAUGAAAGCAAAAGAUCUGUCUAGUAAAUACAACAGCAUUAGAAGGACAAGGCCAGAUGGAAAUUGCUUUUUCAGAGCAUUUGCAUAUGCUUACUUUGAACGUCUGCUCACUUGUAAGGAUGAUUAUAAGGGGUUUUAUGACAUAGUUUCAAAAAGCAAGGAUGACUUGAUUGAGCUUGGUUUUCCACAGUUCACUUUGGAGGACUUUUAUGAGACUUUUAUGGAAGUGGUGGAACGAAUUGGAAGUGGCGACAUGACCCAAGAUGAGCUUUAUGAGCUUUUCAACAAUCAAGGGCAGUCAAAUUACAUUGUGGUCUAUCUGCGCCUUAUUACUUCUGGUAAACUACAACGUGAUGCUGAUUUUUAUCUAAACUUCAUUGAUGGCAAUCGUACAAUGACAGCAUUCUGUCAUCAGGAAGUUGAACCAAUGUUCAAGGAAAGUGACCACAUUCAUAUUAUUGCAUUAAGUGCAGCUCUUAAUGUUGGUGUUCGUGUUCGCUAUAUGGACAGGGGUGAUUCAGCUCAAGUCAUCGCGCAUGAUUUCCCCGAAGGUGCUACCCCAGCUGUUCAUCUCUUGUACAGACCUGGACACUAUGAUAUCUUGUAUGAGCAGUGAUGAAAGACCCAUCUCUACUAAUAAGGUACUGUACUUGUUUAUUUUAAUUUGAAUAUAAUGUACAAAGCUGCACCAGUUUUUUCUUAUUGUUAAAAUUGUCUCAACAUGAACUCAACAAUUACUGUAAUGGAAGAAAAAGAUUUAUUUGUACUAUCACUGCAGAAAGAACUGAACCCUCUGUGCUUGGAAUAUCGACAUCAGAGGGGUUCAAUUAUUUCUGCGUUGAUAGUACCUCAGGUUAUUCAUGGUGAAUUAAUUUGUAGAAUCACUUCGUAUAAAUUUUGACAAUCAAUCAAAGCUGAAUAUAUGUCUGUUUGUAAUGCUGAUCUUAUAACUUCAUGAACUUUCGGUGGAUUUGUACCAACAGCUUUGCAUUCUGUGUAAGUUUGUCUCAGUUUGUCCUUUGAACUAAGCAUGGUUAACUUGUGCCCUUGAGAGUGUAAUUUGUGUUGAACAAUUAAUUGUGUUGAUGCAAGUUUUAAUCUUAAUAGUCUUACAUUAGGUCAUUUCCGUCAUCAUGAAUACUGGGUGCAUUUCUUUCUCAAAUUAUUUUUUCUUUGCUCUUUCUGUGAUAUUUCUAUCAUAAUCUACUGUGAUCAGAUGACAAUUCUUGAAGUUGGCAAAUGUGCUUUUUGCACUUACUACUUUUGAUUCUAUGCUUUGAUCUACAGAAUGUAUCCAAAUUCUAUGCACAGUUUUAACUGAGUAAAGUAGACUGAAUCAAUUACUUGUACUUUUUGUUUUAAUCCAACUAUUUUUUUGUUGACAAUUAUAAGGAUACAAUUUGUUGAACGUCAUUGACUGGUGUUAUGAAUCACUCUCUGAUGGCUGGUUGACAUAUUGUUUUUGUGAAGCAACAAAUCAAAAGUGAGCUACGCAGUGUGAAAAUGAUGUCAAAACAAAAUCAUUUUGAUAUUGCUUUUGUCUUCUAAUUCAUAUUUUGAUAUAACAUUUCGCACUGGGUGUACCACAUACCUGUUUUUAGCUAGCCUUUUCUGUUUGUGAAUUGCAUCAUCAAAAAAUGUGUACCUAAUUUUAGAAGAAAUCAAAGACUGUCCCAUGAACUAGAAAAACAGGUGUAAAUGACUUGACGAUGUUGCACACAGCUAGUCAUUUGUCCGAAUUCUUGUCUGAUUGUGGAAUUUUUGUAUGGUUCUUCCAAUAGCCAUAGAUUACAGGGGUGUUGGUGUUGAAAGCUAAAUAUUGUCCUCAAAUUAUUCCUGGAGGAAUAAGAUUUGUUUUGAUUUUUUGUCUUUUACUGAAUAUGUGAGGCUGGUAGAAUAAUGAAGGUUACUCUGACCAUCAAACAUUUGGACACAAAGUGCUGUUGUACUCUUCAUAAAUUAAGAUGUGAUUUUACAUAUGAACCCUCAAAAUAAAGAAUGAAAAUCAA